CUGCUCCACUCCGGCACUGUUGGAGUGUCGAGCGAGAGAGAGAGAGCUCCGAAACAUGGCAACGGCAUCCUGAUCUUAGAAGAAUGGCGAGAUCGGGAGGCGGAUGGACUGUCCUCCAGAGGCGGCGGAUACCCCUCUUCCUCGCCGUCCUCUCCGUCUCGGCCGGAGUCCUCUUCAUCCUCCGGUCCUCGUCCGAUUCCUGCACUUCUCCCGCGCCCGAACGAUUUACGCCUUUGUUCUCUAGCUCCCAUUCACUGUCCACCCCCAGCGACCUGCCGAAUCCUCUGGCUUUCAUGAGAUCGAAGCUCGUCCUUCUCGUGUCCCACGAACUCUCCCUCUCUGGUGGCCCCUUACUACUGAUGGAGUUGGCAUUCCUGUUGAGAAAUGUUGGUGCUAAAGUUGUGUGGGUUACUAACCAAAAACCUACCGAAACAUCUGAAGUAAUUUACAAUUUAGAGCACAGGAUGUUGGAACAUGGAGUUCAGGUAUUUCCUGCUAAGAGUAGUGAAGCCUCAGAUACUGCACUUAAAGCUGAUUUGGUUGUUCUGAACACUGCUGUCGCUGGGAAGUGGUUGGAUGCUGAUUUGAAAGAUGAUGUUCCUCAUGUUCUACCUAAGUUAUUGUGGUGGAUCCAUGAAAUGCGAGGGCACUAUUUCAAGCUGGAAUAUGUUAAACACCUCCCUCUCGUUGCUGGUGCCAUGAUUGAUUCAUAUACAACUGCAGAAUAUUGGAAAAAUAGGACUCAUGAUCGACUGGGGAUCAAGAUGCCCCAGACUUAUGUCGUGCAUCUUGGAAACAGCAAAGAAUUGAUGGAGGUUGCUGAAGAUAGUGUUGCAAGACGUGUCUUACGUGAGCAUGUACGAGAAACAUUGGGAGUUAGGAGUGAAGAUCUCCUUUUUGCUAUAAUAAAUAGUGUUUCACGGGGAAAAGGUCAAGACCUGUUCCUGCAUUCAUUCUUUGAAAGCCUUCAAUUGAUUAGGGAAGAAAAGCUACAAGCUCCACCUAUGUAUGCAGUAGUAGUUGGAAGCGAUAUGAGUGCUCAUACCAAAUUUGAGACACAACUGCGCGAGUUUGUGUCAGAGAAAAAGCUUGAAGGACAUGUUAUUUUUGUCAAUAAAACACUAUCUGUUAUUCCUUAUUUGGCAGCAAUAGAUGUCCUUGUACAGAAUUCUCAGGCCCGAGGAGAAUGCUUUGGGAGGAUUACCAUUGAAGCGAUGGCAUUUCAACUACCAGUGUUGGGUACCUCAGCUGGUGGCACCAGAGAGAUAGUCCUUGAUGGAAAAACAGGAAUCUUGCAUCCUGUAGGUAAAGAGGGAGUCUCCCCGCUGGCUCAAAACAUUGUGAAACUCGCAACAAGUGCUGGACAGAGGGCGACAAUGGGAAGGGCCGGCUAUGAAAGAGUGCGAGAAAGGUUCAUGGAGCAUCAUAUGGCAGAAAGAAUUGCAAAGGUUCUGAAGGAGAUUCUACAGCAAUCGACUGCACAAUCUCACCCCAAAUGAGACUUUUCUUGAUUUUGCUGAGGCAGUCGGGACCUCAAGGACCAAAGAUAAACGGUGGACCUGAUGAAAACUGCUGAAAGGACCAAAGAUAACGGUGAACUUCAUGAAACUGCUGAUUGGCGGUUGAAGGCUGAAAGUUGAAAGACAGCAGACCAUGAAAUGAGCGAUAUACAUAGCAAAGGUAGCUGAUUUCCUGAAUUGAUCGUACAGCGAAGACCCAGCCCUUACUGCUAUUAGGUUUUUCGUCUGGGCCAUCUUCCGUAUCUAUCACAUUUUCAUUUUUUUCCGUUCUUUCUUGUUUUACAAUCUUUUUUCCUUCCCCUAUGGUGUUCCUUAUAGACGGAUGUGGCCUUGAAUGUAUAACUAUUCACCAAUGAAAAGGAAGAUUCGUUGUUCAAGCC
Molecule: messenger RNA, 1900 nt
Organism: Nymphaea colorata (pocket water lily)
Lineage: Eukaryota; Viridiplantae; Streptophyta; Magnoliopsida; Nymphaeales; Nymphaeaceae
Exons: 8
Coding region: 84-1499 (471 amino acids)
Molecular function (GO): glycosyltransferase activity
Source: RefSeq, a predicted model, not a curated record